Molecule: messenger RNA, 5949 nt
Organism: Acanthocheilonema viteae
Lineage: Eukaryota; Metazoa; Nematoda; Chromadorea; Rhabditida; Onchocercidae
Source: the annotation of a GenBank genome assembly
AUGUAUAUAAUCAUUGGAGGAUACAUCAGAGCCAUUCGAUCAAGCCAGAAGCAAGGAGCGAAUGGUCAAAUGGCUGGUACGACGUCGGAGAUCUCUUAUCUGCAGGUGCAAAAGGGUAUUGUAGCUGAUCCGGCGCUUCAAGCAGAAUGGGCAAAGAAAAGAUUGGUAUGGGUUCCACACGAAACGGAAGGUUUCGUUAGCGGAAGUAUUAAAGAAGAUCGCGGAGAUGAUGCUGUCGUUGAGCUUAUUGAUAAUGGAAAGCGAUUGACACUGAGCAAAGAUGAUUUACAAAAAAUGAAUCCACCGAAAUUUGAUAAAGUGGAAGAUAUGGCUGAAUUAACGUGUCUCAAUGAAGCUUCCGUCCUGCACAAUCUUCGGGAACGCUACUUCUCAUCCCUUAUUUAUACUUAUUCUGGCUUAUUUUGCGUGGUCGUUAAUCCGUACAAGAAACUACCAAUCUACUCGGAAACACUAAUUGAAGCAUUUAAAGGAAAGAAGCGUCAUGAAAUGCCACCCCAUAUAUUUGCAAUCGCAGAUACUGCUUAUCGGUCGAUGCUCCAAGAGCGGGAAGAUCAAUCCAUUCUCUGCACUGGUGAAUCUGGUGCGGGUAAAACGGAAAAUACGAAAAAAGUUAUUCAGUAUUUAGCUUAUGUGGCUGGUGCAACGAGGCAGAGUAAAAAUAAUUCCCCAUCGAAGGGUGAAUUGGAACAUCAGUUACUGCAAGCUAACCCAAUUCUUGAAGCAUUUGGUAAUAGUAAAACAGUUAAGAAUGACAAUUCGUCCAGAUUUGGUAAAUUUAUCAGAAUUAAUUUUGACAUGUCUGGAUAUAUUUCCGGCGCAAAUAUUGAGUUUUAUUUACUUGAAAAGUCUCGUACGUUACGUCAAGCAGCAGAUGAACGAUCAUUCCAUAUAUUUUAUCAGUUCCUACGUGGUACAUCUGCAGCUGAAAGAGGAAAUUUUCUUUUGGAGGACGUUGAUAAAUAUCGCUUCCUAAAUAAUGGUUAUAUAAAUUUACCAAAUGUUGAUGAUGCUAACGAAUUUCAUAAUACUGUUCGCUCCAUGAAGAUUAUGGGUUUUCAAGAAGAGGAAAUUACAUCUGUCCUUCGAUUAGUAUCUGCCGUGUUACUUUUUGGAAAUAUGGAAUUUUUCCAGGAAAAGAAAUCGGAUCAAGCUAUUUUACCUGAUGAUCGAGUCUCCCAAAAAUUGUGCCAUUUAUUGGGCUUACCAUUGGUUGAUUUCACAAAAGCUUUUUUGCGUCCUCGCAUAAAAGUUGGUCGAGAAUUUGUGCACAAGGCACAAAAUAAGGAGCAAGCGGAAUUUGCCGUGGAAGCUAUAAGCAAGGCUUGUUAUGAAAAAAUGUUCCGGUGGCUAGUUGGUCGUUUAAACAAGUCUUUAGAUCGAACUCGUCGGCAGGGUGCUUCAUUCAUAGGUAUAUUAGAUAUAGCUGGAUUUGAAAUUUUCGAACUGAAUUCAUUUGAGCAGUUGUGCAUCAAUUAUACCAAUGAAAAGCUGCAGCAGUUAUUCAAUAACACAAUGUUUAUCCUUGAGCAGGAAGAAUAUCAACGUGAAGGCAUUGAUUGGAAAUUUAUCGAUUUUGGCCUUGAUCUACAGCCUACUAUUGAUCUCAUUGAAAAACCGAUGGGUAUUCUAGCGCUUCUUGAUGAACAAUGUUUAUUUCCAAAAGCAACUGAUAAAUCAUUGGUCGAAAAAUUACUUGUCAAUCAUUCAAAACAUCCAAAAUUUGUUAUUCCGGAAAUGCGUGCAAAAUCUGAUUUUGCUGUAAUACAUUAUGCCGGUAGAGUAGAUUACUCUGCUGAUCAAUGGCUUAUGAAAAAUAUGGAUCCUCUCAAUGAGAAUGUGGUAGCGUUAUUUCAGAAUUCGUCCGAUCCAUUCGUUGUGAGCAUUUGGAAAGACGCUGAAUUUGCGGGAAUCUGUGCCUCAGAAUACAGUGAGACAGCAUUCGGUGUACGAACUAAAAAGGGAAUGUUCCGUACUGUAAGUCAAAUGCAUAAAGAGCAGUUAACUCGUUUGAUGACCACGUUGCGCAAUACGAAUCCUCACUUUGUGCGAUGCAUUAUACCGAAUCACGAAAAGAAAGCUGGUAAAAUAUCAUCAUUACUGGUUUUGGAACAGCUACGCUGUAAUGGUGUCUUAGAAGGCAUACGUAUCUGCCGACAAGGUUUUCCAAAUCGCGUACCCUUCCAAGAAUUCCGACACCGUUAUGAAAUACUUACACCAAACAUUAUACCAAGAGGAUUUAUGGAUGGCAAGGAAGCCGUAAGGAAAAUGAUUGAUGCAUUAGAAAUGGAAAAUAAUUUGUAUCGGGUCGGUCAGUCGAAAAUAUUCUUCCGGACUGGUGUCUUAGCACAUUUGGAGGAAGAACGUGAUUUGAAACUUACUGGUCUGAUUGUAUCCUUUCAAGCACAGUGCCGUGCUUUUCUUGCAAGACGCUUAUACCAGAAGAGGAUGCAGCAAUCAAAUGCAAUACGGGUAUUGCAAAGAAACGGCUUAGCAUGGCUCAAACUACGGAACUGGCAAUGGUGGCGACUGUUUACCAAGGUGAAACCACUCUUACAAGUUACGAACCAAGAAGCCGCUAUUGCUCUUAAAGACGAGGAGCUGAAAGUGGUGAAAGAUAAGCUCAGCAAGAAGGAAAGCGAAUAUGGUGAUAUUGAGAAACGUCUCAAACAACUAAGCGAAGAGAGGAACGUCCUUCAAGAACAACUGCAGCAAGAAAGCGAAGAACGAGCGGAAGUCGAAGAAAUGCGUGAAAGAUUGUCAUCAAAGAAAGUGGAAUUAGAAGAUAUGCUGACUGAACUGAAUUCCAAACUAGACGAAGGCGAAGAGCAAGUAGAAAAAUUAACGGAAGAGAAAAAGAAAUUACAGGAAACUGUUCGCGAUUUAGAGGAACAACUCGAAGAAGAAGAACAGGCACGCCAGAAACUUAUGCUUGAUAAAGUAAACGUGGAUCAACGAUGGAAAAAAUUGGAAGAAAAACAUGCUGAGCUAGCUGAUUCGUACGAAAAGUUACUUAAAGAAAAGAAAAAUAUAGAAGAACGAGCUGCUCAGCUGUCGAAUCAUCUGCUAGAAGAGGAAGAAAAGGCAAAACAUGUUGGGAAACAGCGUUCUCGAGUUGAAGUGCAAUUGCAAGAGCAGGAGCAGGAAUUAAAGAAGGAAAAACAGAUGAGAGCAGAAGUUGAGCGUCAGAAACGAAAGCUCGAAGUAGAAAUGGAAGAGCAAAAAGAAUUGCUUGAAGAGAAACGAAACAAACUGGAAGAAUUAAAUUCAUUGCUCAGUAAACGCGAAGAAGAGUUGACGACUCUCUUGACGAAAUCAGAUGAAGACAGCGCUAACAACAUAGUUUUGCAAAAGCAGAUUCGCGAAUUGGAGUCAGCACUAGAGGAAUUGAAGGAAGAUCUUGAUAAUGAAAAAGUGCUGCGUGAAAAGGCUGAAAAAAUUCGUCGUGAUCUCAAUGAUGAUUUGGAAACUCUGAGAACAGAAUAUUUGGAAGCAGCCGAUAAGACGGCCAUAUCACUUGAAAUACAGAAAAAGAAGGACGAAGAGCUAAAGGAGCUGAAGUGCGCACUUGAAUCAUCUAAUGCCGCUAAUGAUGCCAGAGCGGAAGAAUUAAAACAAAAAUACCAAAAGCAGAUUGAAGAAUUAGACGAACAGGUUGAACAACAAAAACGAAUACGUUCUCAAAUUGAAAAGACCAAGAAUUCAUUGGAUAUGGAAAAGGCGUCCAUAGCAGCUGAAUUAACCGUCGUACAAGCAGCAAAAGCUGAAGCGGAUAAAAAACGUAAACAAGCGGAAAUGGCAUGUAUGGAAUUGAAUGCACGGAUAGCAGAACUCGAUUCAGCAAAGUCGGCACUUACCCAACAUCUUGCAAAAGCACAAAGUGAACUGGAUUCCGUGGUGAAACAAAAAGAAGAAGAUGAACAGAAUGUUUCAGCAUUACAACGAAAAAUUACACUUCUUGAACGGCAGUUAGCCGAAGCACAAGAUCAAUUACAGGAAGAAACCAGAAAUAAACUUGCAAUGCAGACAAGAGUACGACAGUUGGAAGAUGAUUUGGCGGAAUCACUUGAAAUGCGUGAAGAAGUGGAACUUAAACGAAAAGAAUUAGAAGGGCAACUUGAUAGCAUACGAGUAGCACUGGUAGAUGCGAAAAAGAAGGCUGAUGAAGGUGUACUGCAACAAAUGGAAGAAAUGAAGAAGAAAGCCCAACGAGAUUUCGAAGUAACUCAGAAGACAUUAGCCGAAAUGGAGGUAGCACGUGAUCGUGUUGAACGAUCCAAACGCAAAUUACAACAAGAAGUAGAAGAUGCCAAUAUUGAACUUAAUAAUGUGAGAACUUAUUCGCGUGAUUUGGAAAAGAAGCAGCGAAGAUUUGAUCAACAAUUGGCGGAAGAAAGAGCUAAUCUUCAAAAAGUUGUAAAUGAACGCGAUGCACUUGCUCAGGAGUCUCGUGACCGUGAGACGCGCAUUUUAUCACUUAACAACGAUCUUGAAAGCUUACGCUGUCAGUUGGAAGAAUCGGAACGUGUAAAACGUAUGCUGCAAAUGGAGCUUGAUGAAUCGGUGUCCUCAAAGGAUGAUGUGGGAAAGAAUGUGCAUGAAUUGGAGAAAGCAAAACGUCAACUAGAAGCAGAGUUGCAAGAACAGCGGGCGCAAGUUGAAGAGUUAGAAGAUGCCGUUCAAAUAGCGGAGGAUGCUCGACUUCGAUUGGACGUCAACCUUCAGGCUUUGAAAAGUGAACAAGAAAGAAUGCUGGCAGCGAAAGAACAGGAAAGUGAAGAGAAGCGUCGUUCAUUGCUGAAACAAAUCCGAGAUCUCGAAAAUGAGCUUGAAAAUGAGCGUCGUACACGCACCGGUGCCGUUUCCAACAGGAAAAAGAUUGAAUCACAAUUGAUGGAAAUGGAGCAGCAAUUAGAACUUGCUAACAGAUUGAAAGAUGAUUACAGUCGACAGUUUAAAAAAUAUCAACAAAUGAUCAAGGAUGUGCAACAUGAUAAUGAAGAAAUUCGACAGUCCAAAGAAGAGCUUGCAAAUUCUUUGCGCGAAAUGGAACGGAAAUUACGUGCACUUGAUGCUGAAAAUAUCCGACUACUAGAAGCUAACGAAAGUUUGAUGAACCAAAAAAGACAGCUGGAAGCGGAAAAGGAUGAGCUGGAAGAUACGAGGGGUCGAGGCGGUGGUAUGAAUGUCGAUGAACGUCGAAGACUCGAGGCAAAAGUUGCUGCUUUAGAGGAAGAAGUAGAAGAGGAACAAAGUCUUGCUGAGCUAGCGCUUGAUAAGCAGCGUAAGGCGCAGAUGCAGGUUGAACAGCUAACCACGGAAUUGUCAGUUGAGCGUUCUACAACACAAAAGUUGGAAACUGAAAAGCAAGCAAUGGAACGUGCAAAUCGUGAACUCAAGAAUAAAGUAUCGGAAUUGGAAACAUCUGCACAAACACGUUCCAGGGCUCAAAUAGCUGCACUUGAAGCAAAGAUACAGUACUUGGAAGAGCAGUACAAUGCGGAAAGUCAAGAACGUGCUAAUGCUACCCGACAAUAUCGACGUAUUGAAAAACGUUUGGCUGAUGCAAUAUUACAGCUGGAGGAUGAACGUCGAAAUACGGAACAGAAUAAGGAACAGGCAGAAAGAGAAAAAACUCGAGUAAGGCAAAUUCGUCGACGGCUUGAUGAAAUGGAGGAAGAACUAAUACGGGAACAAACCAAAGCGCGGAAUCUGCAACGAAUGAUUGAUGAUUUAAAUGCAGCAAAUGAUACAUUAGCUCGUGAUAACACCAAUUUGCGUGGACAGCGACGUCAAGUUCGUGAAACCUUACUGGGUGGUCGACGUGUUCACUUACGGAAUAGCAGUCCACAUGAUGAUUUGGAUAGUAUAGGGACUGAAGGUUCUGACAUGACGGACGAUGCAAAACGCGGCUUGCCGUUGAAAGAAUGA